AUACAAUACACCAGUUACUGCGCUUCAAGCCCAUGUAAUAAUAAUGGAACAUGUAUAAGUAGUAACAAUGGAUAUAAUUGUACGUGUGCGGCGCAAUGGACAGGAAUCAAUUGUUCGCAAGUAAUACAAGAUUAUUGUAGUAUGAACCCAUGCGAUAAUAACGGAACUUGUAUGAAUAAUAAUAAUAUGGGGUAUAAUUGUAUAUGUAUGGCUCAAUGGACAGGAGUUAAUUGUUCCAAUGCAAUACAAUACACCAGUUACUGCGCUUCAAGCCCAUGUAAUAAUAAUGGAACAUGUAUAAGUAGUAACAAUGGAUAUAAUUGUACGUGUGCGGCGCAAUGGACAGGAAUUAAUUGUUCGCAAGUUAUAGACUAUUGUAAUUCUGACCCAUGCAAUAAUGGAACCUGUUUGAAUAAUGAUAGCGGAUAUACUUGUUCAUGUAUAUCAGGUUGGACUGGUCGUAACUGUACAGAAGCAUUACAAAACAUCAACUAUUGCGAUUCAAAUCCAUGUUACAAUAAUGGCACCUGCAUAACCAGCAAUAGCGGAUAUAAUUGCACCUGUACAUCGCAAUGGACAGGGAUUAACUGUUCACAAGAAAUUAUCAAUUACUGUAGCCCUAACCCGUGCAAUAAUGGAACCUGUUUGAAUGAUAACAGUGGAUACAGCUGUGCCUGCACGUCAGGCUGGACUGGCCAAAAUUGUACAGAGGGUAAUAAUGACUACAAAAUUAUGAGUUUUUGCGAACAUAAUCCAUGUAAGAAUGGAACAUGCAUCAACAACGAUAAUGGCUAUAGUUGCAAUUGUCCAUCAGGUUGGACAGGCAUUAAUUGCUCACAAGAGAUCAUAAAUUUUUGUACUAAUAAGCCCUGUGGUAAUGGAUUAUGCGUUAAUAAUCCAAAUGGAUAUACUUGCAACUGUGCUGCUGGAUGGACCGGCAUGAAUUGUACAGUUGAGCUUCAUGAUUAUUGUAAUCCGAAUCCUUGUCGAAACGGAGGACAAUGUAUGGACAAGAAAUAUGGAUAUAAUUGCAGUUGUUCGUCAGACUGGAUGGGCGUCAAUUGCACGCAAUAUGUUGAUGCAUGUGCUGAUGAGCCUUGUUUCGGCAAUACAACUUGUGUAGACAAUCCUGCGCCUGAAUCUGGCUAUACGUGCAGUUAUCAAUUAAAUAGUGACGGCCAGACUUGCCAAGAUAUAGAUGAAUGCGUUCGUUUUAGACCUUGCGAUCAAUUAUGCUUUAAUUCGAUUGGCUCUUAUUAUUGCAGUUGCAAGACAGGAUUUACCGGAGAUGGCUCCACAUGUACGGAUAUUAAUGAAUGUACAUUAGCUGUUGAUAACUGCUCAUUGAAUGGUACAUGUAUUAAUAAUAUCGGAUCAUAUACCUGCACAUGCAAGACUGGAUUUGCAGGCAAUGGCACAACAUGCUCCGAUAUAGAUGAAUGUUCUUUGGGCACUGCUAACUGUGCUAGUAAUGCUAUAUGUAGAAAUAAUCUUGGAUCAUACACUUGCACCUGCUUAUCGGGGUACUCCGGAAAUGGAGUUGUAUGCCAAGAUAUUAACGAAUGUUUAACGAAUCCAUGCAACAAUAAUGCUAUUUGUACUAAUUCCGAUGGAUCUUAUGGGUGCCAAUGCAAGAAAGGCUAUACAGGGAAUGGAUUGACUUGUGACGAUAUUAACGAAUGUUCAACGAAUCCAUGCAAUAAUAAUGCUAUUUGUACUAAUUCCGAUGGAUCUUAUGUGUGCCAAUGCAAGAAAGGCUAUACAGGGAAUGGAUUGACUUGUGACGAUAUUAACGAAUGCUCAACAAAUGAUGCUUGCAAUAUUAAUGCUAACUGCACUAAUUCGAUUGGAUCUUAUUCAUGUCAAUGUAAGCAAGGUUUUACUGGUAAUGGAUUAACAUGCACUGAUAUAGAUGAAUGUCUAACAGAAACAAAAAUAUGUUCAGAUUGGGCAACUUGUUCCAAUGCUAUCGGUUCAUACAGAUGUUUUUGUAAUUCUGGAUAUACUGGCAAUGGUACCUAUUGUCAAGAUAUUAACGAAUGUAGCUCAUCUAAUUUAAAUGCUUGCGUCACUAAUGCCCUUUGUGAAAAUACUAACGGUUCUUAUAAAUGCAAUUGCAAAAAUGGAUUCUCUGGUGACGAUCAAUUAACGAAUGUACUGACCAGCCAUCAAAUUACAAUUAAUGGGGUGAACGUGCAAAAUGUUGCAGUUCAAGAUUUCAAUGAAUGUGCUAAUAUAUCCGACAAUUCAUGUUCUAAUGAACAAAUUUGCGUUAAUUUGCCUGGUACAUAUGCUUGUAAAUGCAACUCAGGCUAUACUGGACCAAGUUGUAACGAUAUAAAUGAGUGUACGACGGGAACACCUUGUGGAAGUAACGCAACAUGUAUAAAUACUGAUGGAUCUUAUAAUUGCACGUGUCGACUGGGCUAUCAAGGCAAUCCGUAUUCCGUUAGCGGUUGUAGUCCAAUUUGUUCUAGUAAUUAUUGCUCUAACGAUGGAACGUGCUAUUAUGAAAAUAAUCAACUUAAAUGUCGUUGUACGGGUGGAUAUAGUGGUGACAGAUGU
Messenger RNA from Trichoplax adhaerens, 2565 nucleotides. RefSeq lists its product as uncharacterized. The record is from RefSeq and is a predicted model, not a curated record. Gene Ontology annotation, molecular function: calcium ion binding. The transcript is spliced from 12 exons. NCBI's taxonomy places the organism in Eukaryota, Metazoa, Placozoa, Uniplacotomia, Trichoplacea, Trichoplacidae. The annotation marks the transcript as partial.